Molecule: messenger RNA, 1876 nt
Organism: Oryza brachyantha (malo sina)
Lineage: Eukaryota; Viridiplantae; Streptophyta; Magnoliopsida; Poales; Poaceae
Product: 6-phosphogluconate dehydrogenase, decarboxylating 2, chloroplastic
Exons: 1
Coding region: 68-1588 (506 amino acids)
Biological process (GO): pentose-phosphate shunt; pentose-phosphate shunt, oxidative branch
Cellular component (GO): cytosol
Molecular function (GO): phosphogluconate 2-dehydrogenase activity; phosphogluconate dehydrogenase (decarboxylating) activity; NADP binding
Source: RefSeq, a predicted model, not a curated record
CCACCAUUCUCUCUCCCAUCUCCGCUCCUCCUCCGCCGCCGCCGCCGCCGCCGCCCUCACGAACCCGAUGGCCUCCCCGGCGCCGGCGCCGCCCGCGGCCUCCGCGGCGGGGGCGUCGCCUACCCCGCGCAUCGGCCUCGCGGGGCUCGCCACCAUGGGCCAGAACCUCGCCCUCAACAUCGCCGAGAAGGGGUUCCCGAUCUCCGUCUACAACCGCACCGCCGCCAAGGUCGACGCCACGGUGUCCCGCGCCGCGGAGGAGGGAGACCUCCCCGUGCUCGGCCACCGCGACCCGCGGGGCUUCGUGCUCUCCCUCGCGCGGCCCCGCACCGUGGUGCUGCUCGUCCAGGCCGGGCGCGCCGUCGACGCCACCAUCGACGCGCUCGCCCCCUACCUCGACGCCGGGGACGCCAUCGUCGACGGCGGGAACGAGUGGUACCAGAACACCGAGCGCCGGAUCGAGGAGGCCGCCUCGCGCGGGAUACUCUACCUCGGGAUGGGGGUCUCCGGCGGCGAGGAGGGCGCGCGGAACGGGCCCUCGCUCAUGCCGGGGGGCCACGUCGACGCCUACAACAACAUCAGGGACAUCCUCGAGAAGGCCGCCGCGCAGACGGAGGACGGGGCCUGCGUCACCUUCGUCGGCCCCGGCGGCGCCGGCAACUUCGUCAAGAUGGUGCACAACGGGAUCGAGUACGGCGAUAUGCAGCUCAUCGCCGAGGCCUAUGACGUGCUCCGCCGCGUCGGGGGACUGUCCAACUCCGAGAUCGCCGACGUUUUCGCGGAGUGGAACAAGGGGGAGCUGGAGAGUUUCUUGGUUGAAAUUACCGCUGAUAUAUUCACGGUGGCUGACCCGCUUGACGCCAGCGGCGGUGGGGGGCUGGUGGACAAGAUUCUUGACAAGACGGGGAUGAAGGGAACUGGGAAGUGGACGGUGCAGCAGGCGGCAGAGCUCGCGGUGGCUGCACCCACGAUUGCGGCAUCGCUUGAUGGGAGGUACUUGUCCGGGUUGAAGGACGAGCGUGUAGCAGCCGCGGGGGUGCUGGAGGCGGAGGGGAUGCCAUCAGGCCUACUUGAGACGAUUAAUGUUGAUAAGAAGGUGCUAGUGGACAGGGUGAGGCAAGCACUCUAUGCAUCAAAGAUUUGCAGCUACGCGCAGGGGAUGAACCUUCUGCGAGCAAAGAGUGUGGAGAAGGGGUGGAAUCUUAACCUUGCAGAGCUUGCAAGGAUUUGGAAGGGCGGAUGCAUUAUCCGCGCAAAGUUUCUUGAUAGGAUCAAGAAGGCGUAUGACAGGAACCCUGAGCUGGCCAAUCUGAUCGUGGACAGGGAGUUUGCAAGGGAGAUGGUUCAACGGCAGAAUGCAUGGCGGUGGGUUGUGGCUCGUGCUGUGGAAGCUGGGAUCAGCACUCCAGGGAUGUCUGCUAGCCUUUCAUACUUCGACACCUACAGGUGUAGUCGGCUGCCUGCAAAUCUGAUCCAAGCACAGAGAGACUUGUUUGGAGCGCACACCUAUGAGCGCGUUGACCGCCCAGGUUCGUUCCACACAGAGUGGACUAAGCUGGCGAGAAAGAGCAAUGGUGCGGCCAUUUGAGGACUUGAAUGGUAUCAGUAACUCUAUGUGAUGUCUCUUUGUGGGUUCUCUUUGAAUUCACUAUUGUUGUCUUUAUGAUUCUAGAUCUGAAUUCUGUACUUCGAAUAAUGAUGUGUCAUGUGCGGUAUGCACAGAAGGAACAUUCAUGUAGCUUGCGCUUUUAUAUGGUCUAGGUGCACCCAGUUCAGUUUACUCAUAAAUUUGGAAUUCAAUGGUUUUACUCCUCAUCAAAUCCCUGUAAUUUUGAUCUGGACUGUGGCAAUAUAGCUAGUAAGAAAUGUGAUGUUU